Penicilliopsis zonata CBS 506.65 is the source of this 6093-nucleotide messenger RNA. RefSeq lists its product as hypothetical. Gene Ontology annotation, molecular function: ATP binding; protein serine/threonine kinase activity. Gene Ontology annotation, cellular component: cytoplasm; nucleus. Bases 1 to 6093 code for a protein of 2030 amino acids. The transcript is spliced from 2 exons. The record is from RefSeq and is a predicted model, not a curated record. NCBI's taxonomy places the organism in Eukaryota, Fungi, Ascomycota, Eurotiomycetes, Eurotiales, Aspergillaceae. Gene Ontology annotation, biological process: peptidyl-serine phosphorylation; phosphorelay signal transduction system.
AUGGCGGGCAAUGGCGCACCCAGCACCCAAUACCUGGCCCCUCCGGCCGUCACGGCUCUGCGGCAGGAGGCCCGGAGCAUCGAUCCAAAAGUUUCUCCUCUCACCCGAACGCUGAGCGACGAUAUGCGGGAAGAACGCGAGGAUUUGAAGGAAGCCGCUGAGCAGACCCUGAACAUCAUUGUCGAUCUGGAUCUCGACGGUCGUGUCAAAUGGGUUAGCCCCUCAUGGAAACAGGUCGUUGGCUAUCCGGCAGAGUCGGUGGAGGGUCGAAUGAUCUCGGAUCUGCUCGUCUCCAACACCGAGGUGUUCCAUGACGCGAUCGAAGCGAUGAAGAUCGACGACUCGCGGAGUCGCUUCAUUCGAUUUGCCGUGCAAAUGGGCCCCGACUCCGUCUUGAAGUACUCCCCCGAACCGAAGCCUCCGUCUCCCGAUUUGACGGCAGCGACCGAAGAGCCCGGAGAGGAUGAAUCCGCUGCAGCGCAAGAAACCCAGCCAGCGCAAUCAGAAGAUUAUACUCAUGACAUUUUGACUAUGGAGGGACAAGGAAUCAUGGUGUUUGACCGUUCGGCACAGGGUGCUGACCAUACCAUGUGGAUGCUGCGUCCAUUCACAGAGCCGCGCGAAGUGACAAUUGAUCUUCCCCCGCUUCUGGUCGAGUCGCUGGGCGUCGGAGCCGAAGUGUUGGCUAACUACUUGACUGUCCUGGCCGAGGCCGCCGCUCGAGAGCCCGAUCCCGCGAAGCAACCUGCCCCCAACCCGGUGCUCUGCCGUAUCUGCGAGCGUCAGAUCACUCCCUGGUGGUUUGAAAAGCAUUCAGACCUCUGUCUUCAGGAACACCAGGCCGAGAUGGAGGUUCAGAUAGCACAGGAAAACCUCAAUGAACACCGCCACGCCAUCGUCAAGGUCCUCGACGCCCUCGAAGCGCGUCAAAGCAGACCGCUGCCCGAUGGAAAUGUGGUUGUGAUAUCCCAGCCAGAGUACAAAGGCCUGCCCAUUGGCCCAUCCCCGCCCACUUCUGGUCAAUCAUCAGGCGCUGCAUCAGGCGCCAGCUCUUCUCCCGGUACUCCACCGAGAUCCAGAGAGCAAUCGGUGUCCGGUCUCGCGCAUAAUCGAGCCCGCUCGUUCGCCGUGCGACGGCCGCUGGCUCGCAUCGUCGAACUUAUCCUCGACCUAUGUGACACCGCUCUUGAGAUCAGUACACCCGCGUUGAAGGAGUCUCGUGCGGAUACCGGGGAUGAGUUCCGCACCCUCUCUCCACAGUCUGAAUCCCGGAUUUCCCAGGUCCUUCAGUGGCAAUCCCCCAGCUCGAACACCUUGGAACAAGAACAAGGCCUGGCCGCCCUGGCCGCCGAUACUGAACAGGUGGCCAAAGUCAAAGUGGAUGCAGUCGUGCGGCAUCGCAAGAUUGUCGAGUAUGCCGAGCGGAUCCGCAUCGAGUAUACCGUUCUAGUUGAAGAGUGCAUCACAGCUGCUCUCAGCAAGGCGGAGCGCAUCGCCGCCGGUCAACUUUCGGAUUCUUCAUCUUGCUCGUCAGAUGAGGACGUUUCCGAAGAUACCGCAAACCUGUCCAGAAUCCCGAGCCAUGAACCGUCUCUACCACCGACCACUUCGGCAUUAACCAUGUCCAUGCGCAAUUCUCCCGACCGAUUCCUUCCUGGUCAGUUGGUGGAAGGCAGGUCCUCUUCUGUCGCCGUGUCGACUGGGUCCAACAGCCCAAUGGAAUGUCCCACCCCUCGGUCACAUAAGAGCAUUGCCGGCGUCCUCGGAACAUCCCUGCCUUCGAGACGGGGCACCCUGCUCACAGACCUCGACACGGGAGAAAAUAGUGAUAGCAGCAUUCUGUCAUCGACCUUGCCCGGUGCCAUCCGCACCGACUCUCCAUCCUCCGAGAGAAGUGUGGACAGAAAGCGCCGGAGCCUGGUGCUCCCUGGCCUGUCUUCUUCUCCCCGGCGGCAGCACUCCCCUGCCAGAAUGUCCGGGCCACACUCGCCGUUACGCAUGCCAAAGCCCCGGCUCUCCAGCGGGGCCGAAAGCAUGCCGUCUCCCAUAGUGUCACCCUCGGUGCAUGCUGGCGAACUGGCACAUCAUCACUUUCGUCAUCAUCGACGGCAAUCAUCUGCGACUUCAUCUGACUUUCCUAAACCACCAAUUUCUCCACGACUGACGUCUGUCAGCCAGCCCCAGCCUCGUCCGGCACCCCCAUCCAUCAAAGAUUUUGAGAUCAUCAAGCCCAUCAGCAAAGGUGCCUUCGGUAGUGUUUAUCUCUCUAAGAAGAAGACCACCGGGGAAUAUUUUGCGAUCAAAGUUUUAAAGAAGGCUGAUAUGAUCGCGAAGAAUCAGGUGACGAAUGUCAAGGCUGAGAGAGCGAUCAUGAUGUGGCAGGGAGAAAGUGAUUUUGUCGCAAAGCUCUACUGGACAUUCUCUAGCAAGGAGUAUCUCUAUCUGGUUAUGGAAUAUCUCAACGGCGGUGAUUGUGCGUCUCUGGUCAAGAUCCUUGGCGGGCUCCCCGAAGAUUGGGCCAAAAAGUAUGUAGCCGAAGUCGUUCUCGGAGUCGAACAUCUUCAUAGCCGGGGUAUCGUCCAUCGCGAUCUCAAACCCGACAAUCUCCUCAUCGAUCAUUCCGGUCAUCUCAAAUUGACCGACUUUGGACUGUCGCGCAUGGGUCUUGUUGGGCGUCAGAAACGAGUGUUGAAGAGCCCCGAAGAGCCCGCCCCGGAUCUUCUGAAGCAGGGCCCGUUCAUGCGGGCGAUGUCGAUCGCGUCUUCGCGAUCUGCCUCCUUCGACUUCCAGGGCGGUCAAUCUCCCUGCUCAACGCCAUUAAUCACUCCCGACAUUGCCGGCAGUAUCAGCCAACCGUCGUACUUCAGCCUCAACCAGAGCGGCCUCAGCCGCCAGAACUCGCGUCGCGCUUCGGGCUACCGGAGUGACAGCGGCGGCAGUGAUUCUUUAAAUGCCAUGUUCCGCACUUUCUCUCUCAAUGAAGGCACGGAAACCCCGGCUCCCCUACCCAUCGCCGGUGUGGAGGAUGAGGUAACGAGCGAGCCAAGUGAAUCCCCGUACUUGUUCCCCAUGCAGCCAUCGAGCAGCUACCCAACUCCAUCCAUCUUUUCACAUCUAGGCACGCCGCCACAGCAAUCGAUGAUGCCUCCGAUUAUGGCGCUCUUUGAUCCAGAUGACCACAACCGAAGAUUUGUCGGCACACCAGAUUACUUGGCCCCCGAGACGAUUCAUGGUAUCGGUCAAGAUGAAAUGAGUGAUUGGUGGUCUCUGGGAUGUAUCAUGUUCGAGUUUCUGUUCGGCUACCCGCCCUUCAAUGCCGACACCCCGGAUGAGGUCUUUGAGAACAUUCUGAACCGACGUAUCAAUUGGCCUGAUGACCCGGAAGACUACGCUUCUGCCGAGGCCAUCGAUUUGAUAAACAAAUUGAUGGCGAUCGAUCCUCAAGAGCGCAUCGGCGCGAAUGUGGGGGAGAAGUUCCCGAACGGCGGAGCCGAGAUUCGUAAUCACGCUUGGUUCUCGGACAUUAACUGGGACACCUUGCUGGAGGAUAAAGCCCAGUUCGUCCCCAACCUGGAGAACCCGGAAGAUACCGAGUAUUUUGAUUCCCGCGGUGCCACCCUGCAAGCCUUCACCGAGGAGCUAGAAGAUCACACCUCGCCGCAACCCGCCUUGGCCGCUGGGCCUUACGUUGAUCGACCGCACGAUGCACUGUUCAAGGUCCGGUCACAAGUGAACGCGAUCAAACGGCCGUUGAUGCCCCUGCAUAUUCCACCUCAUGUCCGCGACUCCCGCAGCAGACGUCUUAGCGAACCGGUGCUGGCAGAUGACUUUGGAAACUUCACCUUCAAGAAUCUUCCGAUGCUGGAAAAGGCGAACAAAGACGUGAUAAACAAACUACGGCAAGAGGCCCUACAGGCACAGCAACGCCAGCCUGCAUCCACUGCGCCGCCUCCGCCUGUUCCUCCGUCAGGGCCUUCGCUUGAUGGCAGCCCCUUACCCAUGUCACUCCAGCGGACCUUGUCGCAGACUAAAGGCAGCAACCGGCCAUCGUCCCCCUCGAGUAUGAGUCAAGCAAACUCCUCGCCCAGUCGCCCCUCACAACCGUCUUCGCCGCUUCUCGUCCAAUUCAGCACUGGUCAGAACCAUGAGCGACGGAAGACGUCUGGCUCCUCGUCUGCCAACUCCCAUCAAUCCAGUGGCUCAUUCCCAGUAGGCAAUUCGGAGCAGGGCCGUGUGUCAAACCUCAAGCUCGGUGGGUCUGCAGCCUCCUCGCCCAUCAAACAUAGCAGGAUCACGACACACUCGCCUGAAAAAACCACCCCGGGCAGCCAAACGAAAGUGACUACGCCAGUAACGACUAGAGCACGCUCGCAGACGAUCGGCUCCCAGGAUGGUGAUGCCGGAUCGGUCAAGGAAUCGUAUUUUGCCGGUCACUACAAGCGCCGUAGCCAGUUGUUGCUUGAUAUCUCACCCUCCUCGUCGGACAACGAAGACCCUCGCACCAAGGCACUCCUCAAGGUACAGCGUCGCCGACAAAGCUCGCGGCGCCUAUCCCAAAUCGGCCUCAUGGACGGACCAUUCUUCCGGCCCUUGGACGUGCUUAUUUGCGAAGAUCACCCUGUGUCGAGACUGGUCAUGGAACAUCUUUUUGAAAAGCUCCGCUGUCGCACAAUCACGGCUCUCAACGGGGCAGAGGCGAUGCGCUAUGCCUUUAGCGAAGUGCAGUUUGAUAUUAUAAUGACUGAGGUGAAGUUGCCGCAGGUGAACGGGGCUGAUUUUGCGCGCAUGGUCCGAGAGAGCCGCAGCGUCAACCGACACACGCCCAUCAUUGCCGUGACCGGGUACUUGAAGGAUCUUCCGGAAACCCAUCACUUUGAUGCGCUGAUUGAGAAACCCCCGACUCUCUCCAAGCUUACCGAGGCGCUGUGCAAGUUUUGCCAGUGGAAACCGCCACCGAAAGACUUCACUCCAACUCAACCACUGGCGGUCUCUUCAUCGGGUCUCCGCCAGACGCCUCUGCGGGCUGAAGAUAGCCCCAGUUCCACCUCGUCCGGGUUUGCACCUCUCCCGCCCAGCUCGUAUCAGGGGUCCAGCCGUGCCGAUUCUGUGGGCAGCAGCUACUUUGGAGACAUGGAGUCCAUCAAGGCGGAGGAUAUCCCUGUGAUUAUCAGUCGCCAUAACGAUGAAUGGGGCGGAAGCCAAAGCGGAUUGGGCAUCUCAGAGGACACUGUCACCGCCGUUCAGUCUGGUCCGGAACCUCCCAAGUCCAGUAGUACUCCAAACUCGGUCCCCUUUCCAAGUCUCCUUCACACCACCUCUGCACCUGCGGCGAUGGAUCCAGCCGGCACCCUUACUCCUCGAAAGCAGCGUUCAAGCGAGGCGAUCCGGGCCAAACGCGAGUCGCUGGAAAAGAAACGCUACGAGUGCGCCGAGUCUGGUGAUGACGAGGAUGAAGAACUGGGGAAUGCGCAUGUACGGAACCACAGCCCUAAUACCAAGGCGCCGCGCCCCGGAUCGAAGCUCGGCAUCGAAAUGAUGAGAACCAACAGCCGUGGCAGCGUGGUCAGUGGUAGCGAGGAGAUUCUCAAGAAGGAACGAGAGGCGCUGGAAAAGUUCCGCACGGGCGAGGACGACAAUGCAUCAUCGGCAGGAGGCUCGCCGCUAGGGAACAGCCCGUCUCUGGCCGAGCGAUUCGAUCGGCUAUUCAUACCUGAGGAGGCGAUUGAAACCGUGCCCGAAGAAGAUGAGACUCGACCAUCGUCGGCGGAGGAAAAGUCAGAGGUUAAGCCCCGGUUCACACCCUUCCACAGUCAACGACCGACUCUAUCCCAAUACGAGACGGAGAUCUACUCUGGUUCUCGCCCCAAAUCAUUCGUCUCUGGCAAGGGCCAGCUUACUCCUCCCGUUUUGUUUCCCCGGUCUGCCAGACCUGGUGAUAUCAGCUCCGAGAAUGCAUCAAACCUCGACCCCGAGGCGAUCUCGACCCCCGACUCUGAAGCGACUCCUCGGCCUCCGCAGUCGUCGUCGCCUAGCCUGGAUAUUGAGCGGACACCAAGCCGAACCGCACGAGGGCGAUUCAGCUUCUACAAGUAA